Messenger RNA from Pseudophryne corroboree (corroboree frog), 3107 nucleotides. It is a transcript of the gene PARP6, whose product is annotated as poly(ADP-ribose) polymerase family member 6. The transcript has 23 exons. Gene Ontology annotation, biological process: endoplasmic reticulum unfolded protein response. NCBI's taxonomy places the organism in Eukaryota, Metazoa, Chordata, Amphibia, Anura, Myobatrachidae. Gene Ontology annotation, molecular function: kinase binding; protein serine/threonine kinase activator activity; NAD+ poly-ADP-ribosyltransferase activity. Gene Ontology annotation, cellular component: endoplasmic reticulum tubular network; nuclear envelope; membrane. The record is from RefSeq and is a predicted model, not a curated record. The coding region runs from base 876 to 2741 and encodes 621 amino acids.
CUCUCAGCUGCCAUCAGCACAGGAAUAACAAAGGCAGGAGCAGCUGUGUCCGUGACAGCCUGAGACAACCAUCAUCCGAGAAAGAGUCACAUAUAUAUGUCAAGGAACAGUAACCUUGAGAGAGAAGAGAGAGUCUUCACAUGGACAAGACAGCAAAACACAGUUGUUCCUAAAGAGGCAUCCAUCAGCUGAGAGACAUCGAAUGGCAUUUAUUGACAACUGCCACCUGAGAUAGAAAUCCUGAGACGGUCAUCAGCUGACAGCUAUAGCCUGAGACAUCCAGUGAUAGAUGCCGCUUGAGAUAUUCUUUUAUUAAGACACGCUUUUCUAUUCUACACCUGCCUGCCCUUCCCAAGCUCCAUCCCUCUCUCCUACAGACUGUGACAGCAGCAACCUAAGUCCCUCAGUCAUUCCCCCACCCUCAAACCUCCUAUCCCCCACCCUCAUUUCUCCUGUUCCCCUUUCAUUUCUGCACAUUCUCAGUCAUCCUCCUCCCCCAUUUGUGUUUGUGAUUGGACGUUUUCCUUUUGUCUGACAAUCCAUUCUAAAUUUGUCUGUACAUGGUCAUCACUAAUCUGUUUAUCUAUCUCUACAAGCAGAUACACUUAUUCUAUACAGGCAAUCAACAAAUAAAAUAAGCAUAUACACACAGCACUAAUUUAAACUCACAGAGACACAUAUAUAUUCCAACACUAUACACAUACCUUAAGGCCAUUAUUUCUGUCUCAUUGUGACAGCUUUUACUGCACACAGCCAGAAGAUGGGACAGUGAACUCCCAGCAUGCCCGUGUAUGUGAUGACAGCUCUGCUGGUUCGGGGGGCAUCGGACCCCCAACCCUGAGGCAUUGGCCAGGUGAUUUACCACCUCAGCACAAAUGGAUAUUAAGGGACACAACUGGGCUGAAGAAGACUCUGAUGGGGAAAACGAAUGUGGAGAGUUCCUUUAUGGAGUCCAGGGCACGUGCUGUGCUGAUCUGUACAGACACCCUCAGCUAGAUUCAGAUAUUGAAGCUGUUAAGGAAAUAUACAAUGAAAAUGCUGUAUCUGUAAGAGAGUAUGGGACCAUAGAUGACGCUGACAUUGACUUGCACAUUAACAUUGGCUUUCUGGAUGAAGAAGUGGCCACUGCCUGGAAAGUGAUCCGCACAGAGCCCAUAGUUCUACGUCUGCGCUUUUCCCUCUCUCAGUACCUGGAUGGCCCUGAGCCCACCAUUGAUGUCUUUCAACCAUCAAACAGAGAUGACUUUGGACUGGGGAUUCAGUUAAAGAAGAUCCUGUCCCUCUUCUCCUCUCAUCAGUGGCGGUAUCUCAGUAAUGAGGUUUUACGCUCACAGCAGGAGAGAAGGCUGCGGUGGCUCAGAGUUAGUGGUAGUAUUAAAAGAUUUCGAGCUGGACUCAGCAUCUUCUCCCCAGUACCCAAGUCGCCUAGUUUCCCUGGAGUUCAGGACUCAACGAUCCGGAGUAGCCUCACAGGAUCAGAUCUCAGAAGUGGUCUUGCUGGGACAGACCUCCGUACCACCCGUCUUAUGAAUAGAUCAGUGUCCUGUACUCUAAGAAACCCAAAGCUGGAACUAUAUGGAAGUCAUACCACUACCACACAGGUCAGUGGGCACUGCAAGACAGUACCUACUCUGGAGUAUGGAUUUUUGGUGCAGAUAAUGAAGUAUGCAGAACAGCGUCUCCCCACUCUGAAUGAAUACUGUGUAGUAUGUGAUGAACAGCAUGUCUUCCAGAAUGCAUCCAUGCUCAAGCCAGCAGUGUGUACUAGAGAGCUCUGUGUUUUCUCAUUUUACACUCUGGGUGUGAUGUCUGGGGCAGCUGAAGAAGUGGCCACGGGAGCUGAGGUAGUGGGUCUACUGGUAGCAAUGUGUCGAGCUGCCCUGGAGUCACCACGCAAAAGUAUUAUAUUUGAGCCAUACCCUUCGGUAGUGGAUCCCAAUGACCCCAAAACAUUGGCCUUUAACCCUAAGAAGAAGAAUUAUGAACGUCUCCAGAAAGCCUUAGACAGUGUCAUGUCAAUCCGAGAGAUGACCCAGGGGUCAUAUCUGGAAAUCAAGAAACAGAUGGACCGCCUUGACCCAUUGGCCCACCCCCUACUUCAAUGGAUAAUUUCCAGUAACAGAUCCCACAUAGUAAAAUUGCCCUUGAGCAGGCAGCUGAAGUUCAUGCACACCUCUCAUCAGUUUUUGCUGCUCAGUAGUCCCCCAGCCAAGGAGGCCCGAUUUCGAACUGCCAAGAAACUCUACGGAAGCACAUUUGCCUUUCACGGCUCUCAUAUUGAGAACUGGCACUCUAUUUUGCGGAAUGGGCUGGUAAACGCAUCCUACACCAAACUGCAGUUACAUGGAGCAGCAUAUGGGAAAGGUAUCUACCUAAGUCCCAUCUCCAGUAUAUCCUUUGGAUACUCAGGUAUGGGAAAAGGGCAACAUCGGAUGCCAUCAAAGGAUGAGCUGGUGCAGAGAUAUAACCGGAUGAACACCAUCCCUCAGACUCGAUGUCUCCAGUCUCGUUUCUUGCAGAGUCGGAAUCUCAACUGCAUUGCACUGUGUGAAGUAAUAACAUCAAAGGAUCUACAGAAGCAUGGGAAUAUUUGGGUGUGCCCAGUGUCUGACCACGUCUGCACCCGCUUCUUCUUUGUGUAUGAAGAUGGCCAGGUGGGGGAUGCCAAUAUUAACACUCAGGACCCCAAAAUCCAGAAGGAGAUCAUGCGAGUGAUUGGGACCCAAGUUUACAGUGGAUGAGGGAAGAUAACCUCAGGAUUACAGCCUCAACAAUAGGGAGUGGUCUGUCCUCUCUAGGACUAAGAACAUGGGGCAUUCUGUCAAAGGCUUCACAUAUAGAAGAUUGGGGCUCAUCUGUGUGACCAGAAAGACCCUCUCUGAUGUGGAGAUAAGGGUCCUGCACUGAUCAGGUUCUCCAGGAUACUGUAAUGUAUCAUUCUGUGUGGAGAUGUUACAGCCCUUGGACAAUUCCUUAACUAUAUUGACUUUGCCCUGUGUCAGCGCUAUUCCCUUCCCAUACUUUAUCCCACCUCUGAAUACUUCUCAUUUACAACUCUUUGUUUAACAAAAAAAAAAUGUAAAAAAAUAAUAAAUAUGAAGAUUUUA